Molecule: messenger RNA, 6348 nt
Organism: Lolium perenne
Lineage: Eukaryota; Viridiplantae; Streptophyta; Magnoliopsida; Poales; Poaceae
Product: mediator of RNA polymerase II transcription subunit 13
Biological process (GO): positive regulation of transcription by RNA polymerase II
Cellular component (GO): mediator complex
Molecular function (GO): transcription coactivator activity
Source: RefSeq, a predicted model, not a curated record
UCCUCCAAAGUCCUGCGCCUGCCCCACCAACGCGCCUCUCAAUCUCCUCCUCUCUCUCUCUCCUACAGUCCACCCGCCCGCCGUGCCCUAGCCACCGCCACCGCCACCGCCGGCGCCGGCGCCUCAGUCCGACCCCAGAUCCCCGCUCCACUCCCCCCCCCUGCGCCGCGGCCUCCCACGCACGCCGCCGCCAAUCGCCGUCCCCGCUCUUCCUCGCCGGGGGCAUCGCGUUCGCGCCGCCUCCGCCCAGCGCGCCCGCCGUCUCCGCCCAUUGGGGUUCCGAGCAGGCCAUGUUGCGGGGCUCAACUCGUGCUGUACAGGCCGUGAUUUCGUGAAGCAGCAUCCCCGUCUCCCGCGCCGGAUAUGUGGACCAACAUUUUCAAAAUCGGGGAGCUUCAGACUGUAUCAUGGUAUCAGUUUCUUCCUGUUGAACCAGAUUAUAGUGCCACUUCUGAGAGAAGUUCAAAAGCCGAGCAGAAAGAUGCCCUUAAUAGCACUGUGCUAUCAGCAUAUCUUCACUUACAGAGUGAAGGUCUCCUAAGUACAUGGACGAAUUCCUUUGUUGGUCCGUGGGAUCCAUCUCAAGGAGAGCAUAACCCUGAUGAGAAGAUUAAGCUCUGGUUGUUCCUUUCUGGCCGUCACUCGUCAGUACCUGAAAUGACCCACCCCGCGGUAGCCAAAUUAAGAGUUAUUUCAAGUGGUUUAUGGGUGGCUCCAGGCAACUCAGAAGAGGUUGCAGCUGCACUGUGUCAGGCCUUAAGAAAUUCUUUGGAGAGAGCAUUAAAAGGGCUUUCAUAUGCAAGAUUUGGCGAUGUAUUUACAAAAUACAACCCUCCUACAAGAAAUGAGAACAGCUUUAGGCGAGCACAACCUACAGUAGAGUUUGUCUUUGCUGCCACUGAGGAAGCAAUUUUUGUGCAUGUUGUAAUAUCUGCGAGACAUAUGCGGAACCUUUCUAGUGAUGAUAUAGAGAAAGUUCUCACACAUUCUCCCCGUUCUGUUGCUGAAGGUCUUCCAGUUAUUGUCGCUCCUAGUGGAAUGCUGGGUAGGCUUGUUGGCUGUUGCCCGAGUGACCUUGCGAGACAAGUAUAUUCAAGCAAAUUAUCGGCUCCGAAUUUACCAGGUUUUACUCAACCCACCAUCUGCCAGCUGAGAGGUCAAAGUUACUAUGUUGAAGUUGCCCUUGGCUUUCCAGCAACCUCAACUGACAAGAUUUCUGAACCGGAAAAUAAUCAGAUUAAAAAAGAAUUAGAUUCAGUUAAGGAUCCUCAUUUGGGCGUGGAUGGGCAGCAAAGGCUAGAAUCUGCUGAUAGCCUUCCAGUUCUUGAAAAGACAUUUAUUUUCCCACCCGAGGCUGUUAUGGUACCUAUGAUCCAUCAGGCAUUUGUUCGCUUUUCUAGUAAAAGAAUGUGGUCACAGAGCUGGAUGGGAAGUUCAUCAUGGGAGGCAUGGCCAUUCUGGAACUUUUCUCCAUCUUCUUACUUUCGAAACAGCUCUUUCCUUGGAUCUUCACGUGGCCUUGGUGUGAACUCUAAUUUUCUAAGACUAAGAAGAAAACGGAAUAGCAAUAGCGAUGGCAUGGCUAGUAGUAUCAGUAGUGUCAGUAGCACUUCCAAUGGAAGUGGGCAUGCUAUUGUUGCUAAAGGCGGUGAUCUUUUAGCAGAUGCUGACUCUACAGCACGCCAUCAUUCUGAUCUGCCAUUGAACAAUGAUGUUGCUGGUAGCAAGAUGGUAUCCAAGCGGUCUCGGUCAGAAAUAACAGAAGUUUCUUCUCAUACUGGGAAAGAAGUUGCAGAAAACAUUCAGGGCUCAAACGGUCAGGGGGGGCGUUCUUGGGGCUGGGAUGAAGAGGGGGUUGUGAUGGACAUUAAUAUACUUCUCUCGGAGUUUGGAGAUUUUAGCGACUUCUUUCAAGAGGACGAGUUAGAUUUUGGUGAGCCUCCAGGUACCGCUGAAUCACAUGCUUUAGUAACCCCUGCUUCGGACUAUGGAGAUGUGACAUUCACAGAUAGUCCAUCCACAGCUAUGGAUAUACCCGAACAAAGACUUUCUCCAGUUGGUUUCACAUCUCUGGAGGCAUUUAACCACCCAACGAUGUCACCUAUUCAGGAUGUUGCUUCUAAAGUUCAAGAGCCUCUGAAAGAAAUUGCAUCACCUGCAGGGUCCCAGUCCUUAGUACUAUCAUCUGGUAAAUUUGAUUAUCUCACCCGAGCUGAGGCGACGCUCACAUUUGCACCAGAAUAUGCAGCCGUUGACGUUUCUGGUGGCGAGAUGACUACAACUCUGUUCACAAAUCCCUACUUACCUGGGUCAAAAAAACGAGGGAGUUGUGGUUUUAGCUCAAGAGUUUAUUCAUAUAAUGUUGCACAAAGUUCUCAAACUGAGCCUGCAGGAGACAAGUCCGGUAAAGUAGCACCAGCUAAUCUUUCACGGGAUGUUGGUCUAUCAAACUUAUACACACUUGUCCAAGGUAGUAAAAAAGUGAGUGAGAAGAGACUAAACAAUAUGGAGGAACAAUCAUGCAAGGGAGAGACAUCAGUACCUGUUUCUAGUGAGACUUCAUUUAGUUCUUCUCUGACUUCUCAAAAGAAGAGUGACAGCAUGAUUAAUGUUGGUUUUUUCCUACUAUCUAUGAAGACUGCCCUUGCAACUGAAAUGGAAUGCAUCACAUUCCAGGCUGCCAUGUGCAGAAUAAGGCACACACUACUGUCUCUAAGAACCAAAGCAUCUGCUGAGUUAAAAGGUGCCUUGUCCAGUGUUACGCAAACAGAGAGCAGCAGUAAGUUGGAUCUCGUCCCCAAAUAUGAGAUGAAAAGGAAAGAAAAUAUACCAGCUAGGCUAUCUGGUGAUGCUGACCAUGAAAUGUAUGAUAGGUCCGUAAUAGAAAACGUGGGAGUUUGGAGGCCUGUGGCACCUAAAGGGGCAAAAGCUCUUGAGUCUUUAUCUGCUAAAACAUUUACUGGUGCAAGCCCAAGUUCGUCUGGACAAAGACAGCCUAUUGUGGAUCUUCUCAGUGCCAUGGCUCUGCUAGUUCAGCAAUCUACUUCAUUUGUUGAUAUUGCACUUGAUAUGGAUGAUGGGGAUGGCUCUUUUUUCUGGCUUUCCUUGGAUGAGCAGAGGAGACGUGGAUUCUCUUGUGAUCCUUCUAUGGUUCAUGCUGGCUGUGGUGGACUAUUGGGAACAUGUCAUUCAAAGGAUUGUGCCGGUGUUGAUUUAGUUGAUCCACUUUCUGCAGAGGUUUCAGAAUCAUCUAUGAUUGGGUUGUUGCAGUCGGAUAUAAAAGUAGCCCUUAAAACUGCCUUUGCAAACAUGGAUGGCCCAUUAUCAGUGAUUGAUUGGUGCAGGGGUCGAAGUAAUAUAGCCGAAUCUGCUGCCAUGGGAGAUGCGUACACUUUCCAGUACACACCUGGUGAUACUCGAGAGAGUUCAAGUUCUAUACCCAUUGGUGGAGAUGCAACGAGCCCAGCCCAAUCUAGCAGUGACCGAGGCACUUCAGACUUGGAGCAUCAUAAGGGAUAUCACCGCGUUAGACCAACCAUCGCUGUCCUCCCUUCGCCAUCUCUUCUUGUUGGUUACCAGGAUGAUUGGUUAAAAACCUCUCCUAAUUGCCUCAAAUUGUGGGAAAAAGCUCCUUUGGAACCGUACGCUUCGCCCAAGCCUGUCACUUACUAUGCACUCUGCCCAGAUAUUGAUAUGCUUACUUCUGCAGCCACUGAUUUUUUCAUGCAGCUUGGAACAAUUUAUGAAGUUUGCAAACUGGGUACUCAUUCGCCACAACACAAUGGGGGGCAAAUGGAACAAUCUCCUGGAAAAUAUCUGCCUUCAGGACUUGUUCUAGUUGAGUGUCCUGAUGAAGUGAAGACUAGUGGCAGCCACACAAUUUCUGUCAGCUCAGUAACUGAAUACCUUCAAGCUCUUUCGAAAAGUUGGAGCGUGAAAAGCUUUGUAACAUCUCUGGCAAGGAUAAUCAAAGAUAUACAGCUUACAUCAAGCUUUUCAACGAACCAAAAAGAGAGCAGUAACAUACCUUGCACGGUAGUCUAUGUGGUCUGCCCAUUUCCUGAACCAUCUGCAGUCCUACAGACACUGGUAGAAUGUUCUGUUGCCCUUGGGUCUAUUUUAUCGCCAGAUAGAGAAAGGAAAUCAUUCUUAUAUGCUGAGGUUGCCAAAGCCCUAAACUGCAAUGCUUCUGCGGAUGAAGCAUCAGCAUCCAAUGUUGUAAUGCUCUCUGGAUUCAGUAUGCCAAAGCUUGUCUUGCAGAUUGUUACUGUUGAAACUUUAUUGAGACUCCAUAAACCAAAUGAGCUUACUGCUUUCAAGGACAUAGCAUUCACUGUGUACAAUAAGGCUCGACGAAUUCCACGGUUUGUUUCCACAAAUGACAUGUUUCAGUCACCUACUUAUAUGGGUAGGCCUCAGUCCACAAUGAUGCACACUACAUCUCCCGGUCGUACCCUUUGGAAAGAAUGUUUGGUUCCUCCUCGGAUGUCUGCACCAACUCUCUCUAGGGAAGCAGAGUUUGAUGCAUCCAUGAGGUCAGUGUCUUGGGAUAACUCAUGGCAACCUGGUCGUGCUGCUGUAGGAUUGCCGGACCCAAGCAAAAUCCCAGAUCUAUGUGCUCAGGAUGACAGGAAGUAUGCCUUUGAGCCGCUUUUCAUUCUGGCAGAGCCUGGGUCUGUUGAUUGUAACGAUAUGGAAUCUUCAAGGUCUGGAGUUGAUGCAAGUAGCAACAGGGUUUACAGCUCCAUUUCAGGUGGCACUGAUAGUGGAGCUAGCCCGCUACCUGAAGGGUCUGAGAAUGACGGUGCUACAAGUCUUCAUUGCUGUUAUGGUUGGACCGAGGACUGGCGAUGGUUAGUAUGCAUCUGGACAGAUUCUAGAGGAGAGUUAUUAGACAGCUUAAUAUUUCCUUUUGGUGGUAUUAGUAGCCGCCAAGACACUAAAGUUCUCCAAAGCCUUUUCAUUCAAAUUCUGCAGCAAGCUUGUCAAAUAAUGUCGUCUUCACCAGAGGCAAGCAAUACGAGACCAAGAGAUGUAACAAUAACCCGUAUUGGAGGUUUCCUCGAACUUGAAAUCCAGGAAUGGCAAAAAGCAAUAUACUCUUUUGGUGGCAAUGAGGUCAAAAAGUGGCCUGUUCAUCUACGGCGAUCUAUACCUGAUGGCAUUCCAUCGAAUUCUAAUGGACCAACACUCCAGCAACAAGAUAUGGGCUUAAUCCAGGACAGAAACAUGCCUUCCUCACCAAAUACGUUGUACAACCCUCAUUCAAAAUCUAGCUUCACGAAAGGGCAACCAGGCAGCAAAAAACAGAUCCUAGUGGAGCAAACUGGAAUGGAUAAUUCAAGGGGGUCAUUGCACUUGGUUCGUAGCAUUAGUUUAGUUGCAGUUUCCCAAGAUAAUUCAUUGCAUCUUGCCUGCCAAGCGGAUCUGUUGGCCAGACCUGCUACUGGUGACGGAAUUCAAAGCAGCAAUCAGCCUUCUAGUUACUUGGAAGGGUUCUCUCCAGUCAAGUCCAUCGGGUCAAUGUCUGCAUCGUAUCUUCUGGUUCCAUCACCAAGCAUGCGAUACCUUUCUCCUACGACAUUACAGCUUCCAACGUGCCUCACAUCAGAGUCCCCACCACUCGCCCACCUAUUGCACAGCAAAGGGACAGCGACUCCCUUGGCAAUGGGUUACGUCGUCUCCAAAGCCAUCCCGCCAGUUAGAAAGAACUCUGCGCAACUCACCAAAGAGGACAAACACUCUGUUCUCUCUGUCAGCAUCGUGGACUAUUAUGGAGGCAGCACUGCCACUGUUCAAGACAAGAUGAGCAGAGGCAGCAAGCAAGCGAGGAACAUGGCUCAUGAGAUGUCAGCCCGUGAUUAUGAGACGGAUAUGCAUAACGUGCUGGAAUCCGUAGCGGCUGAGCUCCAUGCGCUUUCAUGGAUGACGGUGAGCCCGGUGUAUGCGGAACGGCGCAGCGCCUUGCCCUUCCACUGUGACAUGGUCCUGAGGCUGAGGAGGCUCCUCCAUUACGCCGACCGACAUCUCUCUCAACCAACAGUAAAAGGAGAGACGUAGCUUAGAGAGGAAUGAACUAAUUCUUCACAUGAUAAGAUUUUAGCUGUUUUUACACAGGAAGAGAAAAAACAAGGGUAGAUCGAUGUAACAGCUUGAACCUCCGUGCCUGACCGUGUGUAUGUAUGUAGGUAGAUAGGUAGGUGGAGGGCAUGUUGUUGAGCUCUCUAGCCCGAUUUUAGCAACUUGGGGUUGAGGUUGUAAGUAAGCGUGCACCGAUGCCUCUCCCUGUGUUAGUUGUAAUAACAUUGUAGAACUGUUUUUUCAAUCAGAUGCUAUGCCUUCUGUUUA